AUGCAAGGGCGCAUCACUUUAGGUUUAGCCAGCCAAUCGCUUUGGUUCAGUGCUUACAACAACUGUGACAAAAAGUUUGACCUACAAGUAGGUUCUGAUAUUAGGUGUAGUUCGUGCAAUCAACGUAGCCAAAUUACAGUAAGAGCAAGAAUUCCAAUCUACAUUAAAGACGAUACAGAGACAAUUACGGCAGUCCUGUAUGAGGAAGAUGUUGUACAGCUUGUUGGACGUACUGGGGCUGAAUUGAAAGAUGUUGAGGAUCAGGGCAUAAGCAUGUUGAAAAAAAUUGGUGGAAGAAUUAAGAACUACCAUAUUGUCUGUUAUGUGAGGUUCUACUGA
Molecule: messenger RNA, 339 nt
Organism: Striga asiatica
Lineage: Eukaryota; Viridiplantae; Streptophyta; Magnoliopsida; Lamiales; Orobanchaceae
Source: the annotation of a GenBank genome assembly